GUAUUAUAAACCCUGGAACGUCGCCGUCCUUUUCGUUCGUCCUCAGUGCAGGAUAACGAAGCACUGACAAUCUACUCUCUAUAAGGAAAACAAGUACAUUAUUUUCAGGUCACAUCUGUGGAACGACCUUGUUUUUAUCUUGUUCAUCACACGGCAUAGCAGGAUUAUACGACCUGGUGUUUAUUUUAAAGCUCUUUUAACAAGCACACCACUUCUCAUAAUGGAUGUGAUCAUACGCCGUUGCCCGUUCUUGGCUGGUAUGCCUCAGGCCUUCUUCCAACAAUCCAAAAAGUCUCUGGUCACUUAUGCUCAACGCUGCCCCAUCAUGAUGGAGCUGGCUUCGAAACCCAUGGCCCCUUCAAUGGCUCGAGCACUUUGCUCUUCAACUUCUUAUCAUCAGACUGACACCAAGGUUGCAACUGAUGCCCCUAAACAGGAAGUGGAGCCUAAGCUGCCUGCUGGUCAUCCCGUGGCUCCUGCAGGUCAAGUGGUGGCCUCCAAAUGUCCUUUCCUGACUGCUGAAAUGAACCAGAAGUACAGCGGUGUGGUCCGCCAGGUUACCAUGGAGUUCCAAGAGGAUGUAGAGGAAGUACGCACUGUCCAGAAAGAGGUGUCACCUGCCCAGGUGAAGCAGCCAUCCUUGACCAGUACCAGUAAAGCUGAGGAGCAAAGGAAUUUGAUGAAGACUCUCCUAAAGCAGCGUCCAAAGAGGGUCACCCACCUGCUGCAGGACAACUUGUUCGGCAGAAUGUCCCGCUUCGAGUAUGAUGAUUUUUUUGAGAAGAAGAUUGAAGAGAAGAAGAGCGACCACACGUAUCGUGUGUUUAAAACUGUGAACCGCUUGGCCACCGAAUUCCCAAUGGCUGAUGACUUCACUGGCUCUCUGGAGGAGAAACGGGAGGUGUCUGUUUGGUGCAGCAACGACUACCUGGGCAUGAGUCGACACCCUCGAGUUGCUCAAUCCAUCAUGGAUACUUUACAUAGGCAUGGGUCAGGGGCAGGAGGGACCCGGAAUAUCUCUGGGACCAGUAAAUUCCACGUGGAACUGGAGCAAGAGCUGGCUGAUCUUCACCAAAAAGACGCAGCGUUGCUCUUCACCUCCUGCUUUGUCGCCAAUGACUCCACCCUUUUCACCCUCGCCAAGAUGCUGCCUGGUUGUGAGAUUUAUUCGGAUGCAGGCAACCAUGCGUCCAUGAUCCAGGGCAUCAGGAACAGUGGUGCUAAAAAGUUUAUAUUCCGUCACAACGACGUGGCUCAUCUACGCGAGAUGUUGCAGAAGGGAGACCCUGCCAAACCCAAGAUUGUGGCCUUCGAGACCGUCCACUCCAUGGAUGGUGCUGUGUGUCCUCUAGAGGAGAUGUGCGACUUGGCCCAUGAGUUUGGCGCCAUCACCUUUGUUGAUGAGGUUCAUGCUGUAGGUCUAUACGGUGCCAGAGGAGGCGGGAUCGGGGACAGGGAUGGGGUUAUGCACAAGAUGGAUAUCAUUUCAGGAACUUUAGGCAAAGCUUUUGGUUGUGUGGGCGGCUACAUUGCCAGCACCUCAGCCCUGGUGGACACGGUGCGCUCCUACGCCGCUGGUUUCAUCUUCACUACCUCCCUGCCACCGAUGCUCCUGGCUGGAGCCAGACAGUCCAUCCAGGUCCUGAAAAGUGAAGAAGGUCGCACGCUGAGACGUAAACACCAACGUAAUGUCAAGCUGCUCAGACAGAUGCUGAUGGACUCAGGGCUGCCUGUCGUUCACUGCCCCAGCCACAUCAUCCCUAUCCGGGUGUCAGACGCUGAGAAAAAUACAGAAGUGUGUGACAUCAUGAUGAACCGCCACAACAUCUAUGUGCAAGCCAUCAACUAUCCCACUGUCGCAAGAGGGGAUGAGCUCCUGCGCAUCGCCCCAACUCCUCACCACACCCCUGAGAUGAUGAAGUACUUUGUUGAGAGGCUGGUGCAGACGUGGAAGGAGGUGGGGAUGGAUCUGAGGCCCCACUCAUCAGUAGAGUGUACCUUCUGCCAGCAGCCACUGCACUUUGAGCUGAUGAGUGAGCGGGAGAAAUCCUACUUCAGUGGCCUAAGCCACCCUAUAUCAGCCUGCGCGUAAACACUACUAAACCACUGCUGGCUCGGAGCGGCACAUACACACUCAUUCCUCUAUCACUGUCAUAGAAUGUAUUACUCAUCUUUGAUAUGUCCUAUUAUGUGAGCUAUUUAAAAUAUUCUAUGUUCAGAUGUUCUAUAAUAACCUCCAAAUAAAAUAUUAAGAAAAUAAA
Nothobranchius furzeri (turquoise killifish) is the source of this 2261-nucleotide messenger RNA. RefSeq names its product aminolevulinate, delta-, synthase 1 (gene alas1). The record is from RefSeq and is a predicted model, not a curated record. Lineage: Eukaryota; Metazoa; Chordata; Actinopteri; Cyprinodontiformes; Nothobranchiidae. Gene Ontology annotation, biological process: hemoglobin biosynthetic process; heme biosynthetic process; erythrocyte development. Gene Ontology annotation, molecular function: 5-aminolevulinate synthase activity; pyridoxal phosphate binding. Gene Ontology annotation, cellular component: mitochondrion; mitochondrial matrix.